Messenger RNA from Bursaphelenchus xylophilus (pine wood nematode), 2970 nucleotides. The record is from the annotation of a GenBank genome assembly. Lineage: Eukaryota; Metazoa; Nematoda; Chromadorea; Rhabditida; Aphelenchoididae.
AUGCUGAAGCGCCUCGCCUUUCUCCUAUUCGUGAAUGUGGUGUUGAGCUACACGACCGAGCAGGAUAUGGAGACAACUACGAGUGCUCAGCAACAUAAAAUGCACAGUAAGUUUUUGGGGGUUCAAAAAAUUGGGUUUUGAUGUCGCAAUUGAUUAGCAAUCGAUUUAUGGCAUUUCUAAAGGGCAUAUUUAGCCUGUAGAUGAGAAUAGAUGAUGAUUAAUGGGGCUGAAACAGAAUGCCAAAAGUUUUCGAGUUUUCGUGGCGGGACCCAAUAGCUAUUGAUUAGAGCCAAACUUUAUCAAAAAAUAAGUCUACAGCUGGCUAACUAGAUACGCUACAAAGAUCCUGUAUAUCUCAGUUUUCUAUGCGCCUGUCUUGAAUUUAGAAAAAAAGUUUUCGCUGCAGGACCCAGAAAUUUAAAUUUUUUGUUUGCAGUAACUACCUUACGGUAAAAUACGGUUUUCUGCAUGUCUUACGGAUUUUCAGAGAAAGUCUACCCAGUCUACCCUUUCUACGGCUUGGCCGGUCUUCUUGGCCUCGCUUUCCUAAUCCAACUCGUGGCCUACAUCAUUGUUAUGAAAAAGCUCAAAAAAGAAAUGAAAGCCGCUGCUCCGCCGAGCUCCCAAAGCUCCUCCUCGGCCAAGUCUUCCAAGAGCCUUCGCGCCAAAUCAGUUCCGAAGAUCCGUCCAAUGCAACCGAAUCAGCCGCAGCCAAAAGCGACGCCUACGAAGGCCGUUGCGGACAAUGCGGAUGGAAGAAUUGAUCCAAAUGAGUUGAAACGAAGAGUGGAGGGAAUACCAAUCGUCGCUCCAGCUUCAGCUCCGGCUACUUCGGGAGGUCAGAAAGUGAGUUGAAGGGGGUUGUUGUGGUUUUAGUCAUAUGGCUUUACAUAGGAGAAAAAAAGAUUCAAAAAAGUGUAAGAAUCAGAUCGCAAGAACGUAAUAUCAGCUCUUGAUGACAAAAAAUGGUAGUAAUUUGAGAUGGGAUCAGAUUUUUUUGGAUAUCAGAGAAAGUGACAUUUUAUACGAUAAAACAUGUCCGGAUGACGAAUUCAGUGGAAAUUAUAAUAUAAGUUCACGAUUUUUUUGACGUUUAGGACUGUGUUCAGCCGUUGGAUUUUGAAAAUUGAGUGCAAGCUGCAAAAAUGAUGAAAAAUGACAUUUUAUACGAUGAAACAUGUUUUGUUCUCUAAGGUCUUUCAUAUUCUGAAUCACUAAACGAAUUGAUGUAUUUGAUAUAGUCGCUGUUUUUUGCAACAUCUUAAAAGAAUUUGGAGACAUUUUAUACGAUAAAAAGUGUUUUGAAAAUUUUCGAAAUCUUUGAAAAUUUCAAAAAAAUACAUAAUAAUUUCCAGACAACACCUACCUCCAGAACAGUCAACAACAGCGGUCAGGCCCUCAAGCCUGACGGAGACACGGAUGGAAAAGCGAAAAAAGAGAUGCAAGGCCCCAUUCGGCCCAAGCCCGGCGAGGACGAGGACUCGGAUCGCGAGGAUUCGGACGAAAAGAAGAGUAAGAAGAAGAAGGAGCCGAAGAAGGAAAAGAAAGCCCUAGAUGACACGCAGGAAGAUGAGGAUGAAAAGGAAAAAGAAAAGAAGCCCAAAAAGGGAGGAAAGGUCGAUGAAAUUGAAGUGGAAUAUGAUGAGGACAGUGACAAGGAGAGCGGCGAGUCGAGGAAGAAGGGGACAAAAGGAGGGAAGAAAUGUAAGAUUAUGACUUAUUGGGGAGUUGAGAUUUUUUUGAGGGGGGAUUUGAGAGCUUUACGAAUUUUCUUUUGCGAUUUUUGCAGGGUUUUUUACAACAAAAUUUUUUUUCGUUUACCGAGGAAAUAAGCUUUUUUCGAAUUUGCCGAAAAAAGGGGUUGAAAUUUUGGCUAUACGACUUAAUAUUCUGCCUCUGAUUUAAAUAUCAAUAAUUUUUUUACAGCCGCAAAGCCCCAGAAGCCCGCGAAAAAAGGGAAAAAGGACUCGAGUUCAAAUUCGGACCGAUCCAAGUCUACGACUAGCGGGUCAGCGCAAACCCCGAUGCAGCAACGUUUUGCCAAGUCGACCAGCAAGUUUUCGGUGCAGAAGGGAAUCAGAGAGAGAAAGUAUUUCAAUGGAGAAGACGAUGAUUCCACUUUUAACGAGCAGAGAAAGGUUCCCGAUCUGCCGAGUCUGGCCGAUGAACAAGAAGAGAGACAAGAAAGGGCUGAAAAGGUGGGUGAAAUUUAGAAUUUGGGGGAAAAACUACUUGGGGCCCUAUUUUAAGUCGCUAAUGAGGAUUCUUAAAGAAUAAAAUUCGAAUUUCCCGCCAAAGUUUUAAUUUUUUGGCAUUGUGUUGCAUGCCUCAAAAAAGGUAUGGAAUUAUGUUGCAAGCCUCAAAAAGGGGUUGGCAUUGUGUUGCAAGUGCCAAAAAGGAUUAGAUUUGUAUUUUACAGACUUUUAACGCAUUUGAGAUUUUUCAAAAUUCAUAAAUUUUAAAUUUCCCGCCGGAAAUUGAAAGUCUUGGCGUUGUGUUGCAAGUAAAGAAAUGAGGCAAAAAUGGCAGCUAAAAGGAAAAUUCUAAUGUACUCAGUUUUUCUGUACACUGUUUAUGCUACUUAGGAAAUUUUAGAUCUUUAGAACAUGAAAAUUUGAACUUCCCGCCAGCAUUUGAAAUUUUUGGCAUUCUGUUGCAAACCCUAAUUUAGUCUCCAAAGUUUGUAUUUCGGGAUUUGGAAACUUCAACGUAUUUUACAAACUGGCUAUAUGUGUAAGAUCGCACCUUUUACGGUUUCCAUUAAUUUUUCAAAGUUUUAAAUUUUAAAUUUUUUUUUCGGAAAAUUCAAAAAAACUUGUUCUGAUACGCGCAAAAUUUCAGGGAUUCGCGGAAUGGAAACCAAUGACUCUGGCCAGAUACGGAAACGGCGAGUGGACCGUGGUCAGCGAAAUCAACAGCGCCGAUUUCUCCUUCAACCUGGGAAGCGAAGAUAUGGAACCUUCGGAAUGA